This is a messenger RNA of Filobasidium floriforme, 2647 nucleotides long. RefSeq lists its product as uncharacterized. NCBI's taxonomy places the organism in Eukaryota, Fungi, Basidiomycota, Tremellomycetes, Filobasidiales, Filobasidiaceae. The coding region runs from base 133 to 2352 and encodes 739 amino acids. The transcript has 9 exons. The record is from RefSeq and is a predicted model, not a curated record.
GUUUACUUUGUGUGAUUCAUCAUCCCCUUUCAACGGCGACGGUAUCUGAGCCCCCUGAAUAGGAUCCAGAACGUCAGAACCAGAUUGCGAUUCCCCACAAUUGUAGUCGCUACAACCUACUCAUCGUCGUCAAUGAUAGGUCUAGUAAAAAUGUCACACGACGAGCUGGAACGUUUUGAGAAGCUUUGCACCGACGUCGAAUGGGCGACUCCCUACGCAAAUGCACCGGACGAGUUGAAAGUUAGACGGGGAAGAAUCCUGGAUGACGAUCUGUUUGAUAUCCUGCCCCUCCUCGCUACCGUAGCCGAUCACACCCAGAUACCUACCUCCCAAGCGCCUUCUUUCACUUCGAGCCCGACCCUCGAAGGUCAAUCUACCUCGGCAAAAGCGAGCUCCUUGACACACGAAAAGCUCGUAAAAGUAGCAGAACUCUUGGGGAACCAUGCUAGUCCAAGAGAAAUGGUGCUCGCCGUUGGAGAAGGGCUGGAGAGAGCUAUUGCCGAUGUAGAGGAUUGUUACCUUUUCGACGAGGACGAGGAUGAAGAUACAAGUGACGAUGAAGAAGAGGAAGAGGGCCCGAGCGUGAAGGGCGAUCUGGCUCUCGCCAACUUGAACCUGGAGGAUGAUGACGAGGAAGAAGCAGGGGAUGUUGGAGACGAUGGUGCUGUCAGUGGGAACAAGGCCAGUCUAGCUGGGAAGAGCAGGACGACAUUGGACGGGUUGAUCCGAAGGGUGUUACUCUGCCUGGAAGUGCUUGGUCGAGCACUCGUCAACCCCUCCGUCCGUAAACCGCCCUCCGAGCCCGUCCGUUCAAUCCUCCUCACUCUCGGCGAAUUCGUACAACAAGUCUACACGGCCGUCAAUGCCGAUGCAUCAUACUCCAUCUCGGGCUUGAGCGGAUUGAUCAUCGGGACAGCUAGGUUUUGUACAAUCGUGUGGGAAUCCGGGGCGGUCAAGCCCAAACUUCGGAAUAAGGACGAUUUAGCCCUGGAAGCAGGAGGAGAAGAGACAAAGGAGGAGUUAGAGGCAGUAGUGAUUCGACCGAUGGGACAGGCGGUGGUCCUUUUGCACUCGAAACUCGAAUGGGAGGCGUUGGAUAGAUGGUUCACGCUGUAUAGCGGCGAACUGAGCGGGAGGGGCGGGUCGUACGCAGCGAGCGAUUAUGACAGGUUCAAAGAGGAGGACGAUGCGCGACCCGGAGUCGAAGCGGAGGUAGGCAAUGCGAUCAAGACCGCACUGGCUGCUUUUGGCUACGGAACCACACUACAACUCGUUCAGCUAGUGACACACCGACUAACGGGAUUCUUACCUCAUACCGCACUCAUCCUCCUAACCUCGCCCUCUCAAGUCCAGCUUACAGCAAGGUACCUGAAUGCGGACACAUCGAGACACCCGAAUUGUACCGACCAGGAAGAAGAGGAGAUACGUAUCAAAGCUCUGAAAGAACAAAAACGUAUGAUGCUGGAUCAAUCGACCGCAGCGUUGGGGUCUGCGACGCAAGGCUUGGCAGUCGAUGCUGGGUGUACCUGGAUUUGGCUUAUGGUAGACACGAUAAGGAUGGACCGACAGUGGUAUGGAAACGUGAGGGAUAUAUGGUUGGAGGAGGAGACGGCGGAGAUGGUUAUCGAGUGGAUCAUGCCAAUCGUUACACAAAACCCUGGAUCACCUAGACAAUUCGCUCUGAAACGGCUGCUUAGUCGGGUUCCCCGACUAGUCGGGUCUCCUGAGGGAUGGGCCAGACUGUGCGAUCAGGUCAUAUCGGAGAUGAACCCUUUUGUGGAAGCGAGAACCAUAGGAUUGAAGAUUGUUUCAGAGGAUCUGAGCAAGAUAAUUAGGAUGGAUCAAAAGGAAUAUCGUAAAAGUUUCUGGACAACGCUUGCACCUACAAUCUUUGGGCUUCCGACCACCGAGUCCGAUAUCCGGACGGCGACCGUGCUAGAGAUAGCCGACUCGAUCUACCCUGAGUGGAUCGUAGGGAGUACAAACAUGUUAUACCAUUUCAGUCGCAAAGAUGCCGAGGAUAUCGCCCGUGAUAACGAAAGGGCGCGCAAGCAUAUGGACGAGGGGGCUCGGACGAGACUAAACGAAACGGCCCGCAUCAAUAGAGAAGAGGACAGGCAAGGUGUGGAUGUAGAGGGUUGGUUGAAGGACUUGAAGGAUUUGAUAUCGAAGUGGGAGCGGGAGGUCGAAGAUCUCGCCGCAUCUGGAGUUCUAGUCGAGGAAAAGCAGGUCGAUAAAGUCACGUCCAAUAGUGUCAGCAAUGACGACAAGCCCACUGGUCUACGGGAAAUGGUAGUCUGGCUGAGAGAGGCCGUCUUCUGGGCAGAAAAGCUGUUGGGCGGAACUCGAUGAGACAUGCAUUUCGACAGCAGGCGUAUGGUGUGCCAAGUUUCAAGCCGCAGGAGUCUGUCAUAUCCAAAUUGAAUGCGUCACGAGCAUUGCAUGUCACCGUGCAAAGUCAGCCUGUUUACCCCAUCCUAAACAGUAGCAGAAUAGGUUCAUCCAUACCUGUUUAUGCCUUGUUUGAGCUAGGUCCUGGAUUAGAUUAGGAGCUUAUAGGAUGAAACGUCAGAAUCCAUGUCGUUGGAAAUAACGCAUAUUCGCUAUUUAGCGAUCAUCACUUUGUCAACAUCAUCAUCGCCUACCC